Messenger RNA from Brassicogethes aeneus, 4281 nucleotides. NCBI's taxonomy places the organism in Eukaryota, Metazoa, Arthropoda, Insecta, Coleoptera, Nitidulidae. The record is from the annotation of a GenBank genome assembly.
CGUCGCGUUUGCCUUGGAAAUAGGACGACGGUCAUUCAGCCGAAUUAUCGCAGAUAACCGUCCACCAUGUGACGAAGGCCAAACUGGAAGUGGACAUAGCAAAGAAGAGUUAAAAAAAAACAAAAUUCGUUGUUGUGCGCUAGUGAUUGUUUGGUGAAGUGCACAAUGUCGCUGACAUGCCGAGUGCAGUAUUUGAAUGACAUUGAUCCGUUCUCGUACACGACGAAUUUCCCGGAUCCCGCAAGACCUCCGGUGCAUACGUUUAGCGUCACCUUACCGCUAAUCAACCAGCUGGCAGCGGUCCACCGGCUGCUUAAUUCUCCGCACAGGUUGGAUGAUGCGGCACUUCAGUUGUACAAAGAUGGAGAUUAUGGCUCUUACCUUGACCUCGAAGCCUCUAUAAGCGAACAGCAAGAGGAGUUUGAGGGGUUUCAAUCCAACAAAAAGAAUUCCAUUGUUCUUCGAACUCAACUAUCAGUGAGGGUACAUACUAUUAUAGAAAAAUUAUUAACUUCCGAGGGUCGUGAACUUCGUCGUGCCCUUUUUUCUUUGAAACAAAUCUUCCAGGAAGACAAGGAUUUAGUUCACGAGUUCGUCCAAAACGACGGUCUAUCAUGCCUCAUAAAGGUCGGAUCAGAGGCAGAUCAAAACUACCAAAAUUACAUACUGCGCGCCCUUGGGCAAGUUAUGCUGUAUGUUGACGGCAUGAACGGUGUCAUGGACCACAACCCCACCAUCCAGUGGUUGUAUAGUUUGAUAUCGUCAAAGUUUAGAUUGGUGGUUAAAACUGCCUUAAAACUAUUGUUGGUUUUCGUGGAGUACACAGACUCCAACUGUAUGCUUCUAAUUAAAGCCAUACAUGCUGUAGAUUAUUCUCAAGGAUUAUUGCCGUACCAUAACAUAAUGAAGUUAUUGAAGGAUUUUGACUCUGCGGAUACUGAAUUGUUAAUUUACGCAACCACGUUAAUCAAUAAACUUCUUAAUGGUGUUCCGGAUCAAGAUACUUAUUACGAUCAGGCAGAUAUUCUCGAAGAACAAGGAAUCGAAGGGAUUAUACAAAGAUAUAUGUCUAAACCAGGAACAGACUUGGAUCUUCUCCAACAGUUUCAAAUUUAUGAAGCGGUUCUUCAGUAUGAAGAUGGAGAAGAAAUGGGUAUUCCCAAUAGACAUUUGGAUGAGAACAUACGUAAAACUUUACGUAGCAGAAAAUCUGUUGGGCAUACAACGGAACGAAGGAAGAGCAGACGUCAUUCAACAGGAAAUACUCCAAUGUAUGGAGGUUUAAACAACCGCUUAAAUAACAACAAAAUUAUCAAAGAUGAUGACGAAUCCUCGAGUUCACAGUCAUCUGAAAUCAAUUCGCAACUCAAUGGUAGCUACAAGGAUAGUAACAAAGCUGUUGAUGCUGGAGUAACACCUGCUCUAAAAAGAAGAAGAGAAAGGGCCGAAAGGCAAAGAAGCUUUAUGCGGGAGCAGCAAGAAUCUGUGGCUCUUCUUAGAAACAAUUUGAAGGAAGAUGAAAAUAAUAAAAACAACGAAAACGGAAAUUUCACUAAUGCCUUGCAACAAAGAAUUGCAAAUGGAAACGUACUCAAUGGAAAUUACAUUAGAAAAGAUUUGACACCUUUACUUAACGCUGUGAACAAAAUGGAUUCUGAAGAGAGCCUGACAAAACAACCAUGGAUUAUGUCCAUGAUACAAAAUCAAGAGAACUUAACGCAUCAUCCAGAUUCAAUAAUAACGAACGAAAACGACCGGGAUAUGAUAUUGGAACUGCGCAGAGAAAAUACCGUUAAAGAUCUAACUCAAAAAUUAGCUAACCAAAAUAUUUUGCAUAGCCCAUCUGAAGACAGCAAAGUCAAUAGAAUGGGGGACAUGUCAGGACUAAUAUCCAAAGCCAAAGAAGGUCUUGCUAAAUCCAAAUCCAAGGCUGACGUUCUGAAAAGCCCAACCAGUGAAUCUAUGCCAAAAUUAGAAAAUAAAAAAUCUGAAAACGAGCUUAGAUGGGAGGAACUUCUAGCCAACCUAAACAGACCCUUAAACUUAUGUGAUAUGGACUUUACUGACUUGGCAUCAGAUGAUGAAAACGACGUUUUGGUACCUGCUGCUGUUCUCAAUGGAAUCCCGCCUCCACCUCCUCCAUUAAGGAAUUUGGGACCAGCACCUCCCCCACCUCCUUUGGGCAACAAAAUCCCCCCACCAAUUCCACCACCUGUUUUUGGGGUCAGCUUACAGAGGCCAAGUAAACUAAGUGAUACUAAGAUUCCUAUUAAGAAAAAUAAGAAGACGGUUAAAUUGUUUUGGAAAGAAGUUCGCGAUGAUCCAGUUUCAGCCAUAAAACUAAAGUCUGGAUUUAUUUGGGAUGAAUUGAAUCCGGUUAAUGUUGAUACGCAAAAAUUGGAGCAUUUGUUCGAAUCCAGGGCUAAAGAUUUAAUAUCUAAGAAACAACAAGAAAUGAAUAAAAACAAAGAAAUCAUAGUCCUUGAUCCGAAACGUUCAAAUGCCAUAAAUAUCGGUAUGACCAAGCUUCCUCCACCCAGAUCCAUUAAGACCGCCAUUCUAAAAAUGGAUGCAACCAUCAUGAACCGCGAGGGUAUAGAAAAGUUACUAACAAUGCUGCCAACCGAAGAAGAACGAACCAAAAUCCAAGAAGCCCAGGCUGCAAACCCAGAUUUACCUUUGGGAAGCGCCGAACAGUUUCUUUUGACUUUGGCGUCCAUAUCUGAAUUACCAGCCAGGUUAAAGUUAUGGGCUUUCAAAUUGGACUUCGAAAAUUCAGAAAGAGAAAUAGCUGAGCCCCUUAUGGACUUAAAGCAAGGCUUUGAAGUUCUGAAGGUCAACAAGACUUUUAGGGGUAUUCUUAGUACAUUGUUAUCCAUUGGUAAUUUCUUGAAUGGGAAUGAAGUUAAAGGUUUCCAGAUUGAAUAUCUGGCAAAAGUACCUGAAGUUAAAGAUACUGUUCACAAGCAUUCAUUAUUACAUCAUCUUUGUCACAUUGUUAUGGAUAAAUUUCCCGAUGCAACUGAUUUAUAUUCGGAGAUUGGCGCAAUUACAAGAGCUUCCAAGGUAGAUUUCGAUGAAUUAACCUUAAACAUACAACGGCUGGAAUCUGAUUGCAAGGCUUCAUGGGAUCAUUUAAAAUUAAUCGCAAAACAUGACGGAUCAACGAUGAUGAAAGUAAAAAUGUCCGACUUUUUGGCUGAUUGUGCCGAACGGAUUAUACUGUUGUCAAUUAUACAUAGAAGAAUAAUUAAUAGGUUUCAUAAGUUUUUAUUAUGGUUGGGAGUUCCUCUACAUCAAAUAUCUGAUACGAAACCAAACGAGUUUUGUAGAAUAAUUUCGGAGUUUGCUUUAGAGUAUAGAACCACAAGAGAAAGAGUAUUGCAACAACUUGAAAAAAAAGCAAAUCAUAGAGAAAGAAAUAAAACUAGAGGAAAAAUGAUUACAGACACUGGUAAAUUCAGAACAAAGGAGGACCGUGCUGAUGCAGAACUGAGACAGCUGCUGGGCAGUGACAUGUCUGAAGUGGAGAGUAUGCAGGGUACAUUGCCUUGGAGGCGAACGCGCAGAGACGAUAACCGAUUGUUUAUGAGUCCCGGAAAUGGAAAUAUGACCGAUGGUGAUGACGAACUUCUGGAAACUUUGGUAAAAACCGCCACCAAAGGAUCUUCAAGAACUGCACCGAGAGAAAGAAAAAGAACGAGGCAUGCUGAUAGAAAAUCUUGUGUAGAUAAAUCUUCUUUAUUAGAGGUGCGACGAACAUUAAAGAAUGGUCUUUCAGAGGAAGAGAAGAAACAUCUAUCAGCAUACAUUAAAGGAUACUAACACUGCGAAACCAAAAUACCUUAGUGCUAAACCCUAUUCAAGAAAAUUAAUUAAUUUAUUGAUCAAAAUGCAUCUGAAAGAUGUAAAUUUAGUAUACUGACUUUGUUAUGUGAUAAAUAUAUGGCUGCUCACUCAUCUUGUUGUUUUGUACUAUUUAUGAGUAAAUUUUUAAGUUAAAAUUAAAUUAGGAAUAAGCUUUAUUUAUUUUAUGGGAUGAGGACAGCUGUUUAACUGUAUUAAUUUGUGCCUUUUUCAAUGGCUACUAGUCUUUGGUUUUACACAUUACAAUGUUUCUUUAUUUUUAACUUAUUCUUUAUAAGUUUUAGUAGCUGAUAUUGUUUAAGAGUAUUGACUGUUCUUGACCUGCCUAUAUCUUAUUUUUAAGAUUAUUUUUUAUUUCUUUUUCAUUAUUGCUGUGUUUAUAUUACUACUAUUUAAGUGUUCAUAUAAUCUAAU